AAGCAAUUCUCGAGAAUUGAACGAGGCUGAGAUUUGACUUGCCCCGAGACCCACGAUGGCGUGCAUGUCGUUUCACGUAUAAGUUAGGUAUAUAGAUGAUGUCCAGCAUCUUUGCGAGUCUCUAGAAGUAGCCAUUUUCCGAGUUCAAUAUUCUCGCUUCCCAUCUGGCCACCAUGUUGCAGGAUCGCUCUAAAGUCGGAAUUGCUUUAAUCAUAUUCUACAUCCCAGCUGUAAUAUUAGCAGCCUACCUUCUCUUUCGUCGCCAUGGCAGGCCGCGACUGGGGUGGUAUCUCUUGACUGCCUUCUCGUCAGUUCGAUUUGCUAGCGGAAUAGUCAUGAUCGUUUUUGAGAAUAAUCCAACCGUUGGCCUCACCAUUGCGACCAUCAUCCUACUUUCAGUGGGCGUUGUGCCGCUUAUCCUUGCUACCCUUGGCCUGUUGAGAGUCGCAUUCAGUUUGGACUUUGAGCAAAAACACCUAGUCCACCGUCUCGCCAUCUUCGUACGAAUCAUUUUUGGUGUCGCCAUUGCCCUUCUCAUCGCUGGGAGCGUCCUGGUCGGAAACUACAAGUCUCCAAGCUCCGUUCGCCACGGAGAUGGACUAGUCAAGGCCGGAAAUAUCCUCCUGGUCGCCAUCCUGGCUGCUCUGAUCAUGCUUCAGGCUUAUAUCUGGAGACAGAGAAGAGGCAUUUCGAGAGCUAGCAUGACAAUCGUUAAAGGAAGCGCAUCCGCGAUGCCGUUCCUGAUUGUGCGAGUCGCGUAUGCUUUGCUGUCUGUAUUUUCAACAAGCCAAAAAUGGAAUAACCUGACGGGAUCCAUUGCUGCUUUUGUGUGCAUGGGAUUACUGAUGGAAUAUGUGGUAGUUGGUAUUUAUAUCGGUGUUGGGAUUUCGAUUCCGCCUGUCGGAAAGGAUAAAUUGAGGGAUGGCGAUGCUCAUGUUGUGCUGACUGCAUAGGUCUGUAUUUGGUCAUGUGGAGAAAUACAUGGCUUUCUUCACCGUUGUUUUAGAGUACCUAAGUACCUACCUGGGUAGGUAUAUAUAGGUAGUCCUCGAUUAAAUUUCAAUUGCAGUGCCCUUAUUGGGGACUAACGUG
This is a messenger RNA of Paecilomyces variotii, 1092 nucleotides long. RefSeq lists its product as hypothetical. Lineage: Eukaryota; Fungi; Ascomycota; Eurotiomycetes; Eurotiales; Thermoascaceae. The record is from RefSeq and is a predicted model, not a curated record. The transcript is spliced from 4 exons. Bases 174 to 953 code for a protein of 259 amino acids.